Numida meleagris (helmeted guineafowl) is the source of this 4443-nucleotide messenger RNA. RefSeq names its product solute carrier family 6 member 1 (gene SLC6A1). The record is from RefSeq and is a predicted model, not a curated record. Gene Ontology annotation, biological process: neurotransmitter transport; sodium ion transmembrane transport. Gene Ontology annotation, molecular function: gamma-aminobutyric acid:sodium:chloride symporter activity. Lineage: Eukaryota; Metazoa; Chordata; Aves; Galliformes; Numididae. The transcript is spliced from 15 exons. Gene Ontology annotation, cellular component: plasma membrane; axon; cell surface. Bases 279 to 2075 code for a protein of 598 amino acids.
GCGGGCGCCGAGCUUUAAAUGAACAUUACUAUCGCUCGGGGUGGGCAGCGCCGGUGGCUCGGGCCGAUUGGCGGCGUUAGCGGCGGCGGCAGCAGCAGUUCACUCUCAUCUUCUUCCUCCGCCUCCGCGGCAGAGCGCCCCGGAGCUGCCCCCUGCCCGCCGCCCAGGGCUGACACGCGGCCGGGCCACGGCGAGCCGCAAAGCUGCUGUCCACGUGGACCGGAGCUGAAAUCCCUCGUCCGGCGGCCACCAGAGCCUCCCCCGCCAAGCCCCGAGACAUGGCAACCAACGGAACAAAAGUGGCCGACGGACAGAUUUCCACGGAAGUUGACGCUUCAAUCACCAAUGACAAGCCUAAAACUUUGGUAGUAAAAGUGCAGAAGAAGAAGACGGAUCUUCCGGACCGAGAUACCUGGAAAGGAAAAUUUGACUUUCUUAUGUCCUGUGUAGGUUAUGCCAUUGGUUUAGGGAAUGUGUGGCGAUUUCCAUACCUUUGUGGCAAGAAUGGUGGAGGCGCAUUCCUGAUUCCCUAUUUCCUAACUCUAAUUUUUGCUGGAGUGCCACUAUUUCUGUUGGAGUGUUCCCUUGGUCAGUACACAUCUAUAGGAGGCCUUGGAGUGUGGAAGCUUGCUCCAAUGUUCAAAGGUGUGGGACUAGCUGCUGCAGUCCUUUCCUUUUGGCUAAAUAUUUACUACAUUGUGAUUAUUUCAUGGGCCAUUUAUUACCUGUAUAAUUCCUUUACAACUACUCUUCCUUGGAAGCACUGUGAGAACCCAUGGAACACUGACCGCUGCUUCUCCAAUUAUACCUUAGCAAACACCACCAACAUGACAAGCGCUGUGGUUGAAUUCUGGGAACGCAACAUGCACCAGAUGACUGAUGGAUUGGAAAAACCAGGGCAAAUCAGAUGGCCACUAGCGAUCACUCUGGCAAUUGCCUGGAUUCUGGUUUAUUUUUGUAUCUGGAAGGGGGUGGGCUGGACUGGAAAGGUGGUGUAUUUCUCUGCUACAUAUCCCUAUGUUAUGCUGCUUAUCUUGUUCUUCCGUGGUGUAACACUGCCUGGAGCAAAGGAAGGCAUUUUAUUCUAUAUAACUCCCAACUUCAGUAAGCUUUCAGACUCUGAGGUUUGGCUGGAUGCUGCCACACAGAUUUUCUUCUCCUAUGGUUUGGGUCUUGGUUCGCUGAUUGCCCUUGGAAGUUACAACCCGUUCCACAAUAAUGUUUACAGGGACUCCAUCAUAGUGUGCUGCAUAAACUCAUGCACAAGCAUGUUUGCAGGCUUUGUCAUCUUCUCCAUUGUUGGAUUCAUGGCUAAUGUCACAAAGAGGCCCAUUGCAGAUGUUGCAGCAUCAGGUCCUGGACUGGCAUUUCUAGCUUAUCCAGAAGCAGUGACACAGUUACCAAUUUCUCCUUUGUGGGCAAUACUCUUCUUCUCCAUGUUGCUUAUGCUCGGAAUUGACAGUCAGUUCUGCACUGUCGAAGGAUUCAUAACCGCUUUGGUGGAUGAAUUUCCAAAGUUAUUGCGCAAUCGACGAGAAAUCUUCAUUGCUGUUGUGUGUAUUGUUUCCUAUCUGAUAGGGCUGUCCAACAUUACUCAGGGUGGAAUCUAUGUGUUUAAGCUUUUUGACUACUACUCUGCCAGCGGGAUGAGUCUCUUGUUCCUUGUAUUCUUUGAGUGCAUCUCCAUAUCUUGGUGCUAUGGUGUUAAUAGAUUUUAUGACAACAUCCAAGAGAUGGUGGGAUACAGACCCUGCAUCUGGUGGAAACUCUGCUGGUCAUUUUUUACUCCAAUCAUUGUGGCAGGAGUAUUUAUCUUCAGUGCUGUCCAAAUGACUCCUCUCACAAUGGGAAGUUAUGUUUUCCCAAAAUGGGGCCAAGGGGUUGGCUGGUUCAUGGCUUUGUCUUCUAUGGUGCUGAUACCAGGCUAUAUGGCAUAUAUGUUUCUUACCCUGAAAGGCUCCUUGAAACAGCGCAUCCAAGUAAUGAUUCAGCCAAGUGAAGACAUCAGUCAUCCUGAAAAUGGGCCAGAUCAGGCACAACAGAGCAACUCUGCAAACAAAGAAGCCUACAUCUAAACUUCUGUAUUACAAAAGUACAAAUACUACUCCAGAAAAACAAAAAAUAUGGUUGAACAUGACCACAAAUUUAAGUCUGAGAAUAUAAUUACCUACCUCUAGUGGCAAAAAAAAAAAAAGAAAAAAGAAAAAAAAAGAAAAAAAGAUAAAAGGUCACCUCCAUUAUAAGGGAAUCGCCAUAGGUAUGAUCCAAGCAUUGUGCGAGCUCAGAUGUUGACAGUAUUUUGUGUUCUCUGGCAAUCCACAGACUGUUAAUGUUUUUAUCCUUUCGGAACAAUAGUUGCAUAUCUUGGAAUUUGUAAAUUGAUGUGCAAGACCUUUUUAAUCUACCUUUUAGCACAACUAUUUGAAGUUUUGUGCUACUGAUUUUUAGUAGUUUAUCAAUACUUCUUACCACUGAAUCCCAAGACUGUUAUUUCUGACUUUGCAGGAGUAAAAUUAAGUUUGGAAUUGUUUUGUACAAAAGAAUGAAGUAUUUUGUAACCAAGUGAUUUCCAGUGAAAAAGCCUGCCCUUAAAAUUUGUUCUUGUCAAGGCUGUUUGAGCGGGGAGAGACUUCUUUGAAUUAACUGAGAGUCACAGUAGGCAUAGCCUUUAUAAACAUUCCUACUACAAAUGAAGUUAUUAUAUGGCUGUUUGUAGUAACACAGCAUAGCAUGGCUAUAAACACUACCUGUACUUAACCUUUCAGGAUAAUUUUCACAUAAGAUUGCAAAUUUCUUUUAAAAGCAUAUACUAUAUCUUAUAAAAAGAACUCAUCUCUGUGAAUCAACACUACAUGAAUCACAGAUGUAGAGGCAAAAAUGUGAUUUCUAACUUUUUUUCUAGGAAAAUGAGAAGUAAUAUCCAAUUCUUAAGAGCUCUUAAAUAUUCCCAGAAAAGAAAAAAAAAGCAAUACAGGGUAUUUGCAAUUCAAGCUCAGAGUACUUGAGCUUUUGUUAUGCUGUUAUUAUUAAGCUAUUAUUGCAUUGCCACCAAAAUAGAAACCAAAACAAUGGCUUAAAGAUUGAAGCUUAUCCUUGUAAUUCUAAUUUAGGGUUUAAUUUCACAACUGUUCUUUUUAAUCCAUUAAAGGACUUUAACAGUUUCAAAUAAGCAAAUUAUAAAAUAUGAAUCAUUAGCACUUUGAAAACAGUUUUAUUUUUAUUUACAUAUUGUUCGUGGUGAUGAAGGCAGGAGGGAAAGCUAUUUCAGUAAUAUAAAAAUUUCCACUCUGGGCUCCAUCUGCACUUGCCACGUAGCUAGAAAUCCCAUUCAGCUAAUGGAAGUUUUUCGCUAUGUGGAAAAUGCAGUAGUUAGUCCUGUAUGGCAUUUCUUGUUUGGCAGCUAUAUGACAGACACAAAGGUUUAUGGAAAAUGCAGUAUUUGAUGUUUGAUUGUAAAUGACUGUGACAGAACUGUGCAAUGAAACAUGCUUUUCAGCAACUUUUUGUGCAACGUACAAUGUUAGAUAGCACAAUUUAUGUAGAACUACUACGUGAAAAACGUUAACUGUGAAUGUUGGGUUUUUCGUUGUUUUUGUCUGAAGGUGACAAACAUGUUCUUGCAAUAAGGUAUUAUUCUCAGAAUGUCAAGCACAUUAUUGUAGAAAUAAUAUAUAUAUAAUACACAUGUAUUUCAAACUACAUCAUAAAAUCUCAGAGUAUGUUCGGUAGAUUCUAAUCUGUUUCAUACAUAGAUCAAUUGUAAAAUAUUAUGAGAUCUAAGCUACAUCCUAAAUGGCUAUAGCUGAAAUGCAAAAGUCCUGUAAGUCUUUGGGAUUUAGAGGAAAAGCGUACGUCCUACACACACAUCCUACAUGAUACAUACACAUUAUAAUUGUGAAUUUCAUUAGACUAAGGAUAAAAAUUCCAACUUUAUCGUUUAAUGUAAUCAAGUCCCAUGUUGUUCUAAGAAAAAUGCAGUAUUUAAUGUUUGAUUGUAAACAAUUAUGACAGAUGUUUGACAGACCUGCUCUCUAGCAAAAAGCUGUACAAACGUACCACAUAGCACAAAAUAGUGUUGUAGAACUCCUGUGUGUAAACUGUGAAUAGCUGUAUCCUUUUUGUAGUACUUGCCCUGAAGAAAAGAUUAUUGUAUGAUCAUAUAUGCUUUUUGCAAUAAGGAGUUAUCUGAACACCAAGCAAAUCUAUCUCUAUAUAAAAAUAUAUAUGUAAUAUAUACAUAUUCAAAAAUAUAUACAGAGCCUGUUUAAAAGAGUACAGUAUUAUUUAGUAAAUUGCAACCUGUUCUAUGGACCAAAUGUAAAAUAUUUAUAAAUUAAGAUGCAUUUUAAAUGUCUAUAAAUGGUGUCAUAAUUAAAGCACGAUUGUUAUGUAAGUUUCCAAGAGUUUAGAGGAAAAAGAAUAAAGGUUAUAUUAUACAUUAAA